AUAUUUUAAUUUCCUAAUAUUCCGGCUACAAUAAAGCAUUUCUGGCCGUUCCAGUGGGUAAUUUGAACUCUUCUACAUGCUUCUGGGCUACUUUUGACAGCUAGCCGAGGCGCGGAGCUCACAUGUACGUUGCUUGCGCAUGUGUGCGAUGUAUCCUUCCUUACGCUGCUGGCUGCUCGGGGCUCAAAUCUGGCGUUACUGUCAGUGACUGGUUACCUAUAGUUAUCAGCGUAAACAGCGAUUCCAAAUGGGCCACAUGAUUACUCAUCGUGUUCACUCAUGAUCGAGUACAGCGGGUGUUGCCCGCGUGUAUUGCGUUAUCGCGCGUUAUCGUCAAUCACGGUCGUGCGAUACGUCAGUGAGUGCGAGUCACAACACGGCGUGCAAGUGACAGCAAGCGUUCCUGCAGCGAGUGAUGCCCCGCCUGGGCGCAAUUAAGCGCCUCCUAAACAAUUGUCCCUAAUUCUGCCUUUGUGUCAAUUUAUGCUCGCACAAUUAGACAUUAAUUAAUCCGUCUGCGAACGCGAGGAAACACCAUCGCGUCACGCAGGCGAGGCAUAAAGCGAGCAGCAAGGAGACCGCGUCCUUAUGGGUGGAAUCUCGUCGUUGUCAGUUGUCGCGGUCGAUCAGGAUGUCUGAGAACGUUCACAGCAAGGAGCAGUGGCAGCUCCUCCAUAACCUACGUUCCACCGUGGAGGGUUUGUUGAUCGACGGCGUGUCAAACGUGUGGAAUGUUUACGGCGGGCUGAAUCGAUUGCACAAUGCUAUGGAACGGAUUUUCAAGCACGGCUGUCGCAUAUUUGAUCCCAAUGGUGAGCCAGAUUGCUGGAUUUUUAUUCAAGGACUGAAUUGGCUUCAACCUUCUUUAGCGACAUCGCCGAUAUUAUCGGAAAACGAGGAAUAUUUAUGCAACUUGCCAACUAGAAUAACAUCUAAGAAAGACAUGUUGUGGCUGUACAAAAGUUUAGAGAGCCACUCUCUGUCGCACAAAUUAUCAUGGCUUUUGUCUGAUAAAGAGCAUCUACUUUCUUGCCUCGAACCAUGGGCCUUUCUUUGCCAAGAAAAUCUGGCGGAAGCAACGCUACUGUAUCUAAGAGCAGUCGAGAGGAAUCAGCCUGUGCUGCUCGCAGAGAUUGAUCCUUGUUUAUUUCUGCCGACAUGGGUGUCUCCUAAAGCAAGCCCCAGGCGACAUCGCCGCUCGUCUUCGUACCCGGUGAACUUCUCCGGCGCCAGUCGCGUCUUCGCGCGAGACAAGAGCGCAAGUGUUUUUAAAGAAUGCCAGCUGGAUCAGCUGAAAACCUCGAUGCAAUCAGUGUCGUGUGACACAGACUGCAUAAUCGGCGAAACGUCAAAAUCCGUACAAAUCACCAUUGAAGAUAACGCGAAAAGCGACUCCAAGCACAAAGAUGCACCCUUGAAAACGUGGAACAGCCUGCCCGUUCUGGUAAAAAGCGCGGUUGCUGUGGAGAAUUCAGCCACGAUCUCAUCGUCUCUUCAGGAGAGCAGCGGCAGUAAUCGUCCUCGCACGAUCGAAUUGGCGGAGAUUAUCAACAUCAAUUAUUCAGAUUCGAAGCAACCUGUCGACUCGAAAGUCGACAAGCCGAUAACGAAGCCAAAGACGCCCGUUAGAAAGACGAGGAGCCGAACGAAGGCGCGGCAUAGUCAGAUCAGACAAAUCUCCUCCGAGGAUCCAGAGGACGUCUUGAGUGUUCGGGAAAACGCUAGAAGCGCCGGCGAGACGUGGCCGAUCGGCGCAACGGCGCGGCUCUCCGCGAUGACGGAAUCGACAGAAGCGCAGCUCGACGCGACGGAGCCGCGAGCGACGCGCCGCAAAACGUCCUUCCUGGCGGGCUCCGCGCCAGAGUUCACAGGCCCGUGGAGCCUGGUGGUGGAAUCCGGUCAGAAGGACAUCCGCACGCCGCGGAAAAGCUUCAUGGAGGACGGCGGCAGCAGCGUGCAGCCGAUGGCGACGGGCUACUUCCCGCGGCCCGCCGAAGGCCAGAGCCUCACCAGCUUUCUGUCGUCGGCGCGCUUCUCGCGCGCCCACGACGCCGAGCUCGAUCGCGAGAACGCGCACUUCAGCGUGUGCGAGGCGAUGAUCGCCGCGAUCGAGCAGAUCAAGUGCAAUCGACUGGAGCGCCGAUUAUUGGACGUGGACGCGGGCGCCGAUGACGAAAGUGACGAGGAGAUCAACCGGCUGAAGCAGCGGAUCCGGCUGCGACGCCGGCAGCGUCAGGAAGAGAAGUGCCGCGGUAGAGGCUGGAGCCGCGGCGAUCUAUUGAGCGACGGCAGAACCGACACGACCACCACCACGGAUCAAAGCGUCAGUCCGUUGUCCACGUCAUCGAGCGAUCCGUCAGACAUAUUUUUGUCGACGGACGUGGAGGACUCCGAGUUAGACGACGAGCGGAGGCUCAGGAACAGCGGUGUGCGCGGAUCAGUCGCGUCGUCGUUGCACUCGGACGCGGAGUUGCGCGGCCAAACGAGGCAUCACAUUACAGACUCGACGCUGAGCGAGAGCAGCGUGUCCGCUGAAGGUGUGGCGUUGUCGCUGAUCAGCCGCUUUAGCGAGAAGCAGCUGCCGCGCGCGAGCGAGUUGCAGUGGCUGGUCUCGGAGAAGGACGCACCGCAGCGGUUGCUGCCGAUGCCGAAGAGCUGGCCCGUCAGCCCGGACGAGGUCGAGAUCGAAGACGCGCGUACGAUUCCGCUGAGAGGCACGAUUGAAUGGGCUCCGCCGCGACCGCAGAUCAUCUUCACGCCUCAUCCGCCGCCGAUGAGGCGGACGCUGAUAGCGAAGCAGAAUUACAGAUGCGCCGGUUGCGGUAUGAAGGUUGCGGUGAAAUACGCCAAUCGAUUUCGAUAUUGCGAGUACCUGGGGCGAUAUUUUUGCACGGGUUGUCACACGAACCAGGUGGCGUUUAUACCCGGAAAAAUCCUGUCCAAAUGGGACUUCAACAGAUAUCCCGUGUCGAACUUCUCGUACAGACUGCUGGACCAGAUGGUGUCGGAUCCGCUGUUUCAAGUGAACGACCUAAAUCCGCUAUUGUACAGACGCAUAAAGCAAUUGGACAAAACGAGAGUCUUGCGCACGAAGUUAUUCUUCUUAAAAGAUUUCUUAUUCACGUGUCGAUUCGCGACCAGUGUUCAAGAUGUGCUGAAGAAGGAGCCGAAUUACAUCAUAAGCGAUCCACACGUGUAUUCAAUUCAGAAUUUCAUAGACGUCAAAUUGAGUGUAUUGUCUGUCAAGCUGCAAGAACUCGUUCAAGUUUGCUGCGCGCACGUUGUAGAUUGCGAGUUGUGUCAAGCUAGAGGAUUCGUUUGUGAGCUGUGCUGUUCCAAGGACAUCAUAUUCCCGUGGGAUCUGUCGAAGGUGGUGCGAUGCAGCAAGUGCGGCGCGUGCUUUCACAUAAGCUGCAAGCACGGCUCCAAUAAGCUCGAGUGUCCUCGAUGCACGAGGCUGCACGCGAGACGACUUUCGAGGGACGAGAAGGCCUGACGAACGACGAGGGCGUUUUUCAUCGCGCCAUUCAGAGUGGGAUACGUGUAUUAAGAACAGCCUACCUUCGAGUCGCGAAUCCCCUCCCAACUUAUUAUCUCAGACAAUGCGAAACUCUUUUGCGAGGAUUUCUCCAAUGAUCUUGCGAUAACUCGCUAAUCAAUUUACAUUGCCGAUCUCCGAUUUAACUUAAACCCGGGAGGGAUUCCCGACGUUCUUUGAUAUACAUUGUGUCAAUUCGAUAGAAAAUAUAUACGUAUAAUACAUAUUUAAAAAAUCGACGAGACACGUUCUUGAAUAUAUAUUGCGCGCAGAUAAUUUACUGUAAUAAAUAUCACGCAAAAUUUGUUUACGAUGAUCACUCAACGGUUCGAACUUAACUCUAAUUUUUUCUGACGUUUUUUCGACGUAGAAAAAUGUGAAUUAACGGACGUAAAUCAAGCAGAACGUCAAUAACGCGUAGUAAUAAUCUAACUCGGAGAAUACAGCCGAAUCUUUCUAAUUUUAAUCUCUCAACAUGGUCUCACACGAUCGCGAAAUAAAUACGAAAUAAGCAGGAAAAGUCAAUUUCACAGGGUAUUUGAUUAUAAAUGCAGAAUAGUUUAAAAUGGGGAGAAAAGGAUUAAAUUUAGAAGAUUUCGAUUGUUCUACUUGUGCCUCAGUCUCGAAAAAAGGAAUAUCGAGUGAACGAGACGUAAAUUAUAGCGAAGACUGAAGCAUUGUGAUAUACGCCUGAUAUACGCAUUUGAUUUAGUUUCUUUUUUGAAUAAAAAAGUGAUACGGCGACAGGACGUUUAUUCGGACUUUGUUUGGAUGCUGCUUGGAGACUUAAUCUGUGAAAAAUCUUAAAAUAUAUAAUUUAUCAAAGAAUGUAGAGCAGCAUUCACGCAUUCUUUACGAGCUAUUUAAAAAUGUUGCAUUUCGCAAUAAAUUGUUAGUUUUUUUUUUUCUUCUAUAAAAUGCAAUGUUUUGUUCAAGUAGUUAUAGCUGUUGCAUAUUCACAAUAGUUGCUCUUUUCGAUAGAGAUUUGUAUAGAGAUUUUAAAAUGUAUUUAUACAUAUUUAUUCGAGCGUAGCGAACAUUUAACUACGGAAAGUAUUAUUUCUUUGUAAUCACUUCGUAAACGGCAAUAAAAUAAUCUCAAGUCGGCAGGAAUUUUAGAGAAUACUGUCGGCCAGUACAAAUAGCGUAGAAUUACUAUUUUAGCGUGUAAAAGUCGUUUAUAGUAACAAUUCUAAUGAGUAUGUACCUGAUUUUCACCGACACUUAAACUAUGUACAUCUAUUUAUUUGUGAAGAUAUUGUUCAAACGCGCGCAUUAUCAAGGGCCACUAUUUCCAACAUCGGUUAACUUUAACCGAUGAAGUUCCAAUUUGUCGACAAAGUUAUCAAUAUGAGCGAAAUAUUGUCAUUAAAGAAAAAAGUUUAAAAUUUUUUUCUCCUGAUGACAAUAUUUUAUUUUUUUACGUUAACUCUGUUAAUAAAUUGGAACCGUUGAUCCAACGUUAACCGACGUUGGAAAUAGAAUAGCCCUGAAGAUUCUCAGAGCAAUUCAUUUCUGUUAUAUUUUCUUUCAAAACAUGGUUCUAUAUUACAUAUAAAUUCUUAAUACAAUUAUGAACAAAAAACUUUAUAAAGAAACAUGUAAAGUGUAAAUAAAGUUAACAUCGAACUCAAACGGCUAUGAUUGAUGUACAAACCAGUUUACUUUCAGAUGAGAAAUUCAAGAUUCGGAAAUGCAAUUUCUCCGAUAGCAACGAUAAAUCAGACGUCCACUCUUUGCGGCAGUACAAGUCAAGUCAGAAAUUCUAUUUUAAACAACAAAUGUCUUAGCAAAACAAUUUCCACGAGCAACUCCACGGCUCCGUGUGUGUACUGUUUCUGGUUUAUCGUUGACUUGUGCUACCUGCACGUUUUGUAGAAAUUGUUGCAAAAAUAAUUAAACAAUCAUUCGACGGUAAUGCAUGAGCAACAAGUAAAAACUAAUCGGUGCUAGUCGAGACGCGCUAGAAAUGAAAUAGUGCGCAACUUUUCAUAACUUUUUAUUACAUCUCGUUUAGCGCGCAUGCACACAUCUAUCUGUAUCCAGGAAUAGAGAUAGAUCUUAUGUUAUGAUCCCUAAUAAACUUGGUACAUCGGCAGUAAAAAAAUAUAUGACUGAUUAUAUACAUUAGCUUAAAAUUUAGUGCUAGCUUUAUGAUCGCGCAACAAGACAUUUUUGUGUAAUGUUUAAUAUAUAUUGGUCACAAUCAAUUCAUUCCGAAUUUGUCCUAAUUAAUCAUGCAUGUGUAUAUAUAUCUAUAUAUGUAUAUGUACAGGUGCGAAUUUGCGAUUGAAUAAUAUGUACAGUAAUUUACUUAGAUUCUCCGUUGCUGAGGUAACUAAAAGUCUACCAAGAAUCGACGUUUCCGAAGAUGCGUAUUGAGAUAAGGCUUUGUCGAAAACAGAAAAUAUUAUACACAAGCAAUCAGUGCAAACGUAAGUACGUAUACGGGGUAGCCAUAAAAUUCCCUUAUUCCUUGUUUUCUCAUAUAAUUAUCAAAUAAAUUAUACUAAUCGCCGUAUGUGGAAUGUCAUUUUUAUUUCACUUUUAUAUUUUCUCAAGAAAAACUGAAAAGAAUGUCACACAGAAUUUGAUCCACCGGGAUCAAUUGUUGCUUUGUUAUAUUUUAUUUUUUAAAUAUUUUUUUUAUAUAUAUUAAAUUUCCUUGUUAUCUCGCAUACAUUUCAAUAUUUCGUUUCAUAUUUCUUCGCAUUGUUAUAAAUAAAUUAUAAUAAUUAUAUAAAUACAAUAUAUCGUAAGAGUGCCAAAUAAUGGGAAUUUUGCCAGUUAAGGCAAAAGGAUGAGAUAAGCCUGUAAUUUGUACGAUGAUAUCUCAGAUAAUCGCCUCCGAAAUGGAAUUUGCAAAUUACGGAUUUAUUUCGUCCUUACCGAGCUCUACGAGCUCUUCAAUUUUACAUUACGGAUAACAGGAUUUUGUGGCCGCCCUGCAUGUAAAAAAACAUAUUUGACACACACACUCAUCAUUCUUUCGAUUUUGUGACAAUAUUGAUAUCACAGGUGGUCUUUUUAUUCGCUUCGACGGUUAUCUAAAUGUUUCGGUGAAGAAAGUACACGUCACUCACAGGAGCCUUGUGAUACAUCGCGUCUUGAAACGUCGGAAUCUGUCAAUGUAGUGAACUAAGUCUUUUUUUGAAUUACUAUCACAUUCAACUUUGGCACACGUGAGACGUUUAACUUAAUUUUUUUUGCUUCUUGAACUUGAGUAAUCGAUCAGGUGCACCUUUGCUCUAAACAAUCCUAGUAUUUUAAGCAGACGCACUCUCUGUGGAACCAUAGUGACAAUUUGAUGGCGUGAAUAUCGAUAGUAAUCGCUCGAAAACUGAGCACUCGCGAUUUUCAACGGAGAAGGAAAACCUUACUUCGCUAAAUGUACAAAACAGGAGCUUAAAUCGUAUCUAGCUGAAUUGCCAUAACGUACACAGCUAAAUUAGUAUACUGCUAAGUAUAAUUAUCUUCUAAGAUCUCAUCAUGUCGAUUUUUUUUUAUUUCUCGUAUCGUCGGAUAAUUCCGCGACGGAAAUUUCGGUCACUUUCGAUUGUAACAAUCAGGAAUCCGAGCAAUUUCUCAUCCCGAGCGUAAAUUUUAUCAGCAGCUUACACAAAGCGCAACAACGAUGUAUAACAAUGCGCCACACCAUUUUAUACGUCAGCACCUUGAGUAGAAAUUAUAGUUUGUUCGCGUUUGGUAUCGAGAGAUUAUUUAAGAUAAGACUGAAAAAUAAUGUACGUAAUCGACUGUCCCGAAAGUAAAACACAGAUGCCUGCGAAAUAGCUAUAUUUUUCGCAAGUAUGCUUUAACUUCGACUGCGUUUAACAGUAUGUAAAUCGAGCACGUGUGGAUUAACCCUUUGAGUCCCGAUGUUUGACAUAUCGAUUUUAAAUAAUAGUAAAUAAUUAUAUAAUUGUUUCUUUUGAUGGAAAUUAAAUCUUAUGAUUGUUUCAUUAUAAAAUUUCAUAUAAAUGAUAAUAUGCACUAUAAAAAUAAAUUGUUUAACAAAUUUGGGACUCGAAGAGUUAAAAAUAACGUCUUACCUUAUUGACUUAAAUUUAUCACUGCUUACAAUUUAUUUACAAUCGUCAGACGGUCAAUUUCUUAAAUAUGAGCCGAGUGUUUCCAAAAUUCUGGCCGAAAGGCCAGUUUCAAUAGACACAAAGCAUUCGAGUGCAAUACGGAUGGAACCGUUGUUGUGUAAUUUUAGGUUUAAAGAAAUGGUGUUUCUCUAACAUGGUUUGGAAAUACGAAAAAUCUGUUAGGAAAAGUGUAUAAAAGUACAAAAAUAUUAUACUAAAAUAGGUUUUAUUUUUUUUUCUAAAUUUGGAAAAAAUUUACACUUUUGUUUCCGCGAAACCCGACAGUAUGCACUACUUUUUUUUAGUCUAGCGUGUUGGAAAAAACUCGGCGUCAAAUUUCAGUUGGGAAAACCUCGCAGUGUAGUAAAAGUGUGGCGCUAAAAUAAAUUUUUUAGUAAAAAAAAAAAA
Messenger RNA from Linepithema humile (Argentine ant), 8037 nucleotides. RefSeq names its product run domain Beclin-1-interacting and cysteine-rich domain-containing protein rubicon (gene Rubicon). Lineage: Eukaryota; Metazoa; Arthropoda; Insecta; Hymenoptera; Formicidae. Gene Ontology annotation, molecular function: phosphatidylinositol phosphate binding. Gene Ontology annotation, cellular component: intracellular membrane-bounded organelle. The record is from RefSeq and is a predicted model, not a curated record.